AAUCAAAACCAUAAGUUACACUUGUAGAAACUUUCGAGCCGCAGCGAUUAGUGUGGCUAGCAAAGCGCAUCCGGCAGAUGCACUCAAGUGACAAAAUUAGUGGAGGAAACGCUGACAAAAUUGUUGCUUCGACUGGAGCUGUCGUAAGUCCAAUUACAAGCUUGGGCUGCCACACAGACGAGGGCGUUACCAAAGACCAAAAUCACUCUGAAUCGGCGACAGUUUUCCCCCAAGCCUGGUGAUGACAAGUCGCUGGCUGCUAUUGAGUUUGCUACUCUAUUUGGGUGGCCAAGAGGUCUCCACGGGUGUGAUGGAUAACUUUAACGAUGGCCUAAAAAUGGCUGGACAAAUGUUUGGCAUUAACACAGCCGCCGAUGUGGCCAAUUUGGUGGCCAAGGCCUUCUCCGGCCAAUCUAUGACAAAUGUUCCCAACUUGGUAAGCUACGUGCAGAAAAGACUAAAAGGGCCACCGAAUGAAGAGGAACCGGAAGAGGAUCAAUCGGAGCAGGAGUCGGAUACAGAAAAUGCCCAAGAGGAGCCACCGGGGGAGGGCAGCAGCACGCGAAAACCACCUCCAUUAUCCUUUAAUUCCGCAGAUAUGUUCACCAAUAUGCUGAGGAUGGUGGGAUUUGAUACCCGCAGAAUAGGAGCACUAGCCCUGAAUGCCUUGAUUAUGAUAGCCCAGGCGAUUGGAAGUUCCCUGAUGCAAAUGACUCGCGGAGGAUCAAAGAUUGAUGCCUCGGAAUCCCUGUAUGAACCCAGUGACCAACGCCCAAGAUCCCUUUCCAUGGGCUCGCCCAUCGAUUGGUUUAUGCAGCGUUCCGAUAGGCAUAGCAAACGACUGAUCAGGGAUAUUAUGGAUCGUGACCUCGCCGAACACAUCGUUGAUAUGAUCGAGUCCAAGGAGAAACCAGAUGAGGGAAAGAAGGCUGGCUGUUUUAAGCUUCUUAUGUGCAAAAGUAAACCCAUAAUUUGGGGUAUGCAGGAAUCGCUGAAGAAACGACUGGCUGGAGAACCUGAGGAACCCGAUGAAACCGAUAGCUAUUUCAACAAGAAAAUAUUCUUCAAGUAUUUGCCCAGUCUUCAAGAUUUCAAAAAUCAUAGUGCUAGCUGUGAAGCGAAAUAUCAUGAGGAGUGCCCCAAGAAUGCCACUACAGGAAGUUUUGAUUGACAACACUUUAACUUUCAUUAAAUAAUGUAAUCGGAAAUAUUUUUUUAUUUUUUCUUGGUUAAGGGUUGAGAGAGUUGAGUUAUGUUUUGAUACCAAAGAAACUAUUCGAAAACAAUUAUGAUAGUUUUUAAAUCACGGUAAGAAAGAUGAUUUUGUGUAUUCUGAAUCCUUCUUUUUCUUAAAAAAAAAUGUUUAAAAUAUUUGUUUGUUGAAAUGAAGGUUGUUUUUGCUUGGAAAAUAAAAUAAAGAUAUCAUCUUUGAAAUAAUAAUUAUUUCAUAACCAAAAUGCUUACAUCAGAACUGCGUAGGAAUAAUAACGUUUAUUUUUAAACGUUAUUACGUAUUCAAAUUAGGCUGAAUAAAUUUCCAC
Messenger RNA from Drosophila suzukii, 1541 nucleotides. RefSeq lists its product as uncharacterized. The record is from RefSeq and is a predicted model, not a curated record. NCBI's taxonomy places the organism in Eukaryota, Metazoa, Arthropoda, Insecta, Diptera, Drosophilidae.